Molecule: messenger RNA, 6235 nt
Organism: Pogoniulus pusillus (Red-fronted tinkerbird)
Lineage: Eukaryota; Metazoa; Chordata; Aves; Piciformes; Lybiidae
Gene: PAQR8
Product: progestin and adipoQ receptor family member 8
Exons: 2
Coding region: 242-1357 (371 amino acids)
Biological process (GO): response to steroid hormone
Cellular component (GO): plasma membrane
Molecular function (GO): nuclear steroid receptor activity; steroid binding
Source: RefSeq, a predicted model, not a curated record
CGGUGAUGGGGAACACGGGUAAAACACGGCCGGUGCACGGGAAACGCGGGAGCAACGGGUGAAACGCGAGUAAAACACGGCCGGUGCACGGGAAACGCGGGAGCAACGGGUGAAACGCGAGUAAAACACGGCCGGUGCAGGGGGAAGGUGGGUGACAAAUGAGGGACACACGCCAAACGCCAACAGAAAUUGAGUCGUGGCAUAAAUUCGCCCCACUUGAGACCUGUGUGUCAAGGGCCUCAUGAAGGAGAGAGGGCACACAGAGGAGGCUGCGCAGAGGCAGGCUGCCGGCGGCGAGAUGACAGCCAUCCUGGAGCGGCUCAGCACGCUGCCCCUCAGCGGGCAGCACCUCAGCCGCCUGCCCCGGCUGCUGGAGGAUGGCCUCCCCAAGAUGCCUGGCACGGUGAAGGAGGGUGAGGUGCCCCAGCUCUUCCGGGAGCCCUACAUCCACGCCGGCUACCGUCCCACGGGCCAGGACUGGCGCUACUACUUCCUCAGCCUCUUCCAGAAGCACAACGAGGUGGUGAACGUUUGGACUCACCUGCUGGCGGCGCUGGCCGUGCUGCUGCGCUUCAGGGCGUUUGUGGAGGCCGAGCAGUUCGCCAUGGACGCCUGGUCCUUGCCUUUGCUCAUCUUUGUCCUCUCCUCCGUCACCUACCUGACCUGCAGCCUCUUGGCCCACCUGCUGCAGUCCAAGUCAGAGCUGUACCACUACACCUUCUACUUCGUGGACUACGUCGGCGUCAGCACGUACCAGUACGGUAGUGCCCUGGCUCACUUCUACUACAGCUCCGACCAAGCCUGGUACGACAAGUUCUGGCUCUUCUUCCUGCCCGCCGCCGCCUUCUGCGGCUGGCUCUCCUGCGCCGGCUGCUGCUACGCCAAGUACCGCUACCGACGGCCCUACCCCAUCAUGAGGAAGAUGUGCCAGGUGGUCCCAGCCGGGCUGGCCUUCGUCUUGGAUAUCAGCCCCGUUGCUCACCGGGUGGUCGUGUGUCACCUGGAGGGCUGUGAGGAAGAUGCUGCUUGGUACCAUACGUACCAGAUACUGUUUUUCCUUAUCAGUGCCUACUUCUUCUCCUGCCCGGUCCCUGAGAAGUACUUCCCUGGCUCCUGUGAUAUUGUUGGCCAUGCCCACCAGAUCUUCCACACCUUCCUGGCCAUCUGCACCCUGUCACAGCUGGAGGCCAUUCUGUUGGAUUACAAGAAGAGGCAGGAGAUCUUUCUGAAGAGACACGGGCCUUUCUCCGUUUACCUCUCCUGCAUCUCCUUUUUCGGCCUGGUGGCUUGUAGUGCCAUCACAGCUUACGUCCUGCGACGCAGGAUCAAGGCCAGCCUGGCUAAAAAGGACUCCUGAGAGUCAUGAACGUGAUGGGCACAGUGUCCCUGGGGUGGAGGAGGUCAAGGAAAGGAGCGUAACAUACUAGAGACACAACUGUCUUAUUGCCUAACACGCUGUGACUAACCAGACCCAGCCUUGGAGGGAGGGUUGGAGACACCACACUGCAGGGGCUUCCUUUUGCCAUCCAGACCCUCGUGGAGAUUUUGAAGGCAGAACAAGACACUUAACCAAGGAUGCUGGAAUAGGCAGAGGUUUCUUGUUCAUCCUGGUAAACCUGUGGUUGAGCUCUUGCUGAAUGUCAGGGAGGGCAGCCUGAAGGCCGUGAGACUGUAGAAGGGUCUGCCAGUGCUCACAACCCAGUGGAGAGGGCACCAUGAGGACCAGAGCUAGGUGUGAUGACCUCUCGGUGUUGCCAUCUCUGUUAUCUGGGGGAGAGCUGAUACUGUCAAAGGCAGUAGCAAGGUUUCAGGAGGGGUCUCUGCUUCUCAGGUUCAUCUGCAAGGAUAGGUGUGGCACGGUGGCUGGUAUAACCCUCUUCCUGCCCCAGCUGGGCUCUCUCUGUGGUCCCCUCGUCAAGUAUGUUGAUGCCAGGUUGCUGAGGUGGCUGUAGCAGAGCAUUCUGUGCCCCUCACUGCAAGAAAGACAUUGAGGUGGUUGAGCAUGUCCAAAGGAGGGCAAUGAAGCUGGUGAAGGGUCUAGAGAACAAGUCUUGUGAGGAGGAGGAGGAGCAGAAGGAACUGGAGUUGUUUAGCCUGGAGGAAAGGGGGCUGAGGAGACACCACCUUGCUGUCUACAACUCCCUGAAAGGAGGCUGGGGCAAGGCAGGGUUUGGUCUCUUCUCCCAUGAAGCAAGUGAUAGGCCCAGAGGGAAUGGCCUCGAGUCGUACUGGGGGAGGUUUUGGUUGGACAGGAGGGAAAUUCUUCCCUGGAAGGGUUGUUAAAUUGUGGAGUGGGCUGCCCAGGGAAGUGGUGGAGUCACCAUCCCUGGAGGUAUCUGGAAGACAUGGAGAUGUGGUGCAUAAGGACAUGGUUUAGGGGUGAUGUGGCAGUGCUGGGUUGGACUCAAUGAUCUGAAAGGCCUUUUCCAACCUAAACGAUUGUAUGAUUCUGUGUUUGGAGUCUUAGCCUGGCCCGGGGUCAUCUAGGAUGAACUGAGUCUGAACCUGGGUCCUGUGUCUAGCCAGUGACCCGUGUGAGUGCAGCAGAGGUGGAGAUGCUAAGUCAGCUCUUUUUGUUCUGUAUGGCUGCACUAUGUAGAGUGGAGCUGCUGCUGAAAAGCCAGGAGUCAGGCUGGCCCAAGGACCAGCAACAAGAGAUGAGAUCUUUCUCAGCAGUUUGCAGUUGACCUAAGACAGUGGCAAUGCUGAUGGCCUUUUGGUAGCUUACAAGACAGGUCUUCAGAGGCUCCUCACUUCCAUCAUAAGUGCUCAGUUCAUUUUGAGGAGCUCGGCCUGGGUAAGGUUGGAAUUGGUUUUCAGCAUCCCUCAGUAGCAGUGGCAGAGGUUGAGUACCCUUGAGGCCAUCAGCAUUCGAGGCACUGGCCCUAGAAGGGGAAAUGGUUUUGCAGAUGGGUGCAUCGUUUUGGCUGCUUGUGUGACAGGUUCAUACAUCCCUGCAUCUGUCUAAGGAGUCCAGCGUUUUCCAUGCAGUGUAGAUUAACUUGGGUGUGAGCCAUCUGAUACAGGAAAGGCUUUGGGCUCUGGGCCUCCAUGAUCAGGCUCAAGAGGGUAUGAAAGUGAAAUAGUCUUUUUUUCCCCUCUUAAUGGUGCUUUUCAGGACACCAAACAGUCCUUGGUGGGCCUUGUGGGAAAGCUGAUCUUGAAGCUGUGGUGUUGCUUUGCUCUGACUUACAGGGUUGUGAGUCUUGCAGGUUCUUAUCAGCACCAGAUGAAGGAAGAACAGCAAAAGGCAGGAGCAGGGUGACAGCAUUAGGGUCCUUUGCAACCUUGGGAUGAGUUUGUCUUUUAGACUUGGUAAUUACUCUGUGGAGUGGCAAAGACAGUGGUCAGGGACACUUACUGUCCUUGGGACCUAUCCAAGGUUUAGCAAGGGUUAGUUUACUGUGUCCCACUUUAGAUCUGUGCCUGCUUUGGGGGAAUACUGGGUAUGGAGCCAUAGUGUUACACUGAAGUUGGUUGCACUUGCAGGACAGGAUGCUCAGAGCCAGUGCAGAGGAACUGUCCCAAGCAGCCUGGACAUCUCCUGUUUGACCCACUGCUUGCUCUCCAUAGUAAACCCUGGCACAGCUUCUCCCAGCCCUACGCUGUGCAAGGCCUGCUGCCCUGAAUGCCUUGACAUCUGGCACAUCCCCCAGAGGUGCAAAGCAAGGAAUCCCUGGGAUCUAUGCCAGCCACAGAUUUGUCUCACCAAGCCCAAGAGCAAGCAGCUGGAUGGUGAUUAAUGGUUCUGAGUGUAGGGCUGGGGCCACAGUUUGUCACUGGUUUCUGCACUUGAUCUGGUUUUGCCUCUGGAGAUGUGUGUGUGUUCGUGGGUGUGUGUGCACAUGUCAUUUCCUACCCAGAAAGGCUUUGGCUUUUUAUCUGCAGAGCCUUCUAUCUGAUUCAAGAUUACCCUGAAGUCUCCUUCAGAGUGCUGUGCAGCUGGAGGAGCAAGGGAGGACCAGACAAGAGCAUCUCUGGAUCUAGAUCUAUUAAUAGGAGCUUUGCUGUGUGCUGUGUUUUGUGGGCAAGUUUGAGACUCCUGGCCCUGUUAAGAAAUGAAAUAUGAAGGGGGAGGGAAUAAGUUUUGAGUAGGGAAGAAGAAAUCUUAGGAAAGGCUUCAGGGGAUCAUCGUAGUCCACCCUUUCUCAUGAGUCUAGGUCCCCUGCUUUGCACCCAGUCCAGCUGAGAAAUGAAUGAUUCCAUUUCCUGCAGUGUAUUUUGGUGGUACAGCCAUGCUGGCCUAACAGCAAAUGUGCUGCAGGGAAGUGGUAGGUGAGGAUGUUCUCACUUAUCUCCUCCCAGGCACAAGAAGCUCAUCUCAUCAUGGAGCAACCUGUGCUGGCAGGUGGACCAAUAAAACCCCACCCUGCAGGGAAGGUGUCAGCAGUAUCCUGGUGGUUUUGCCUUUCAGCCAGCUCACUGGGACAACACCACUGCUUGUAGGGAAGGGCCAGAGCAGAGCCCAGCAGCAGUUCCCCCUUGCACAGCAGCUAGUUGCUCAACUAGCUUAGCUGCACUGGUGGACCAUUCCCUUCACAGUCUCUGUGCUUUUGUUUGUAGGUCUCCUCUCAGUCUGGGGGAAGACUUAGAGUGGGAGCUGUGGUUUUUCUUACAGCCUAGUUUGCCUUGCUUUUGAGGUAGGUAAAUGUGCCACUGAGUGUGAAACUGACUGACAGGUAUGAGUGUGUCCUGUGUAGGGAAGGGAGUGGAGUAAAGCAGGCUGUCCAGAGCUCCUUUCUGGGCCGAGACUGAGAGGGAGUGGGCAUCACUUCUGACAGUAAACCCUGCUCUGCUGUUACCUGGAGUUACAGUGGUACCAAACAAAGGCAUUGCCCAAGUAUUUCCUUCUUUAGAGUCUGAAUACGGCCAUGUCCUGUCCUUGUCAAAGGGGAAUGAGUUCAGUAACGCUGUCUAGCUUGGGGGUAGGCAGAGAAGGUGCCCACAUGGCUCUUCUGAGGGAUUGCUGGUCCAGCAGAAGUGCAGUUUGUCCUUAUGGAGCAAACACCACCUUAUGAUGGUGGUGGUGGUUUUCCAUAUCCUCUUGUUAGCCCUUAAGUGAAGCCACUCGUGUCCCAGUGUGGCCCUGCACUCAGACCUGGAGCUGACCUCCUGGUUACUAUGAUGGGUUGAUGUGGCAGGGAAGUUCAGUACAGGUUGCUGCUGCUGUGAGGAUGCAGCCUUGUGGCACAAGGGGCUGACCAACACUGGAGCUUCUUUCACCCUUGUCUCCAUCCUCCUCCUCUUCCUCCAACCAGCUGAUUUCUUAUCUCUCAUGCCCAGACUUCACCCUUGUGCCUUAUGCACCUGUCUGCCUAUGGGGGCAGACUCCACAGGCCAUGCAGUCUGCUGCACCUCAGCGAGGCCAGGACUGGGAAGUGACUGUCCAUGCCCUGCUGUUGAUCUAGGGGAGACCAGAGCUGAGUCCAGAGAGGGUAAAAGUGCCCCUGAGUUAAGUGCUCAGCUUGUUUAAGAGCCCCUCAGGCUUUUCUCCUUGGGCUCAGUACACCUACUUCCAUCCUGGUGUUCUUCUAAGGAGACACAGUGGGGAGGACUACUAGCAACAGGGUUUGGUGAUACUGCUGAUCACCAAAUGUUGAGCACAUCCCAGAUCCUGACAGGACCAAAGGUCCUACCCCUUUCCCCCAGGAAUCUCUAGUCCUGAGACAGCAUUUUUGCAGGUCUUGCAGCCUGGCUCUGCACAGGCCAACUCCUGAGAAUCCAGUCCAGUGUGCCUUUCACUAUGCCUUUUUGGGAUGCAUCCUGAAGGAACCUGAGGCUCCAAGCAGCCUCUUUGCUUUCUGCUGAUCCUUGGUUGCUCUUAACAGCCACUAACCACUGGCAGGAUUUGUUUGGUGUUGAGAGUAGAAGGGGAGGAUGGAGGAAGGUGCCUUAAACUCAUCUUUAUGCCUAGUGAUUUGUUUAACAAGGGGCAGGUUCCUCGUGUGCCUUGCAAUUUACACCUUUACUGACAAGAUUCUUUUUCAGCACUGUCUGUUACUAAACAGACCUACAAAAGAGUUUGUAUUCCCCAUCCCUAUCUCCCCCUUGGGAAACAGGGAAGGGUGUGACUGUUAUGUAUUAACCAUCUCUUUCCCAGCUCCCAUCUGCUGCCCUUGUGUUGUUGGACACACUGACAAUAUUGUAAGCUUUGUACUGUACUGAUCAUUAUUUAAAAAACCUUAGUAAAAAGAAAAGAGAAAAAAAAAUAAACCAAAGGAAGUGUAAAAGCAAA